GAUACGCCUACGGGCCUUUAAUUUUAUUAAAUUUUUCAAGCGAGAAAAGUUAAAGAAAGAAAACUAUCUAUUUAGGCUAUGUAAUACUUUCAAAGAUGAUAGUGUUACAUUUUUUAUUUAUUGUUUUAAAUCCUUUGUUUGAAAAUAUUGCAUAAAAUUUGAUAUCAUGACAGCCAAUUGGUUAAAAGAUUUAAAUCUGAAACCUCGAUCUAACUCUGUAAAAACUUUCAAAUCAUAUGUUGAUUUGGAUUGUGAAACACAAGGCAGUCAGACUGGUUAUAAUUCAUCUUUGCAAUGUGAAUAUAAAGAGAAAGAGGAAGAUGAUAACCAGUGUAAAGCAGCACCAUAUCCUCCUCCUUUCCUUUUACCUGGAGAAGUUAUUAUAGCUCAAGCUGAAAAUGUUCUUAAAUUUAAUACAUUAAGUGAAUUAAAUAAAGGAAUUUCUGGGCUACUUGUAUGUACAAAUUUUAAACUGAGCUUUUUGACAGCUGAGAAUUUCCCUUCAAAUCUGCACCAAAGAAAUAUGUUGCUUGGUGAACAUGAUAUUUGCCUUAUCAAUAUUGAUGCUGUUUUUCACGUUACCGGUGGGAAACGAAAAAAGCUUACUACUUCCAACGUGGGUAAUAAUGUUGAAAUUCUUGAAAUUCAUUGUAAAGAUUUUCGAACUUAUACCUUUAGUUUUAAAUUUUCACCAUUAUCCCAAAGAUCUGUGAUAAGUACAAUUAUUCAUCAUGCUUUUGUACCGAGGAUUAAUCUGUUAUUUGCAUUUGAUUACCAAGAUAAAUCAGAAU
Messenger RNA from Stegodyphus dumicola, 791 nucleotides. RefSeq names its product myotubularin-related protein 10. NCBI's taxonomy places the organism in Eukaryota, Metazoa, Arthropoda, Arachnida, Araneae, Eresidae. Gene Ontology annotation, cellular component: cytoplasm; membrane. The record is from RefSeq and is a predicted model, not a curated record. Gene Ontology annotation, biological process: phosphatidylinositol dephosphorylation.